AUGCGGGGAGGCUUGGGUAUCAAGAACUUGAGAAAACAGAAUGAAGCCUUUAUGGUGAAACUUUGUUGGAAAUUGGUUUGUGACAAAGAAGCCUUGUGGGUCAAGAAGGUACAUAACAACAAGUUGACAGUAUUUGGAGAUGAUUUGACAUUUGCAAGUACCAAAAAGACUAAAUCGUUCCUAUGGAUAUUCGCACAUGGCAGAGCUCACACAGCAAGCCUUCGACAACGAAGGGGGCUAGAGGUAACAUCAAAUGGCCCCUUUGACUGUGAGGAGAUAGAGACUAAUAUGCACUUGAUCCGUGACUAUGCAAAUGCUAUUCAGUGCAAGCAAUUAGUAGUAGAUCCCACUCUUUGGUUUCAGUUUACUUCCCUCCAAGGAGUAGACUGGAUCAAAUGGAACCUUGGCAAAGAAGCAGGCAAAGACUUUACGAAGAAUCUUAGCUGGCCGACCUUGUUCGAGUAUAUUUGCUGGGACACUUGGGUGGUAAGAUGUAACCAACUGUUCAAUCAUAGUGUUACCACUAAGGAGACUAGUGCCCUACCAAGUUUCUUCAAAGCAUACUGGGACCAAGACAUGGUAACCAACUGUUCCUUCUACAACAUAGAGAAUAGGGCAAGACAGGUAUACCAAAACUUACAAGGAGAGUAUGCUAUCUUGGAGGUAGACGGUUCAAUUACACAGGAAGGACGCCGUGGCUGUGGAGGAGUUAUACGGAGCAAUAAAGGAGCUUGGAUAUUUGGCUUUAGCUGUAAAAUCAAUUCCACUCCCUGA
Neltuma alba is the source of this 774-nucleotide messenger RNA. RefSeq lists its product as uncharacterized. Bases 1 to 774 code for a protein of 257 amino acids. The record is from RefSeq and is a predicted model, not a curated record. NCBI's taxonomy places the organism in Eukaryota, Viridiplantae, Streptophyta, Magnoliopsida, Fabales, Fabaceae. The transcript has 2 exons.